This is a messenger RNA of Odontomachus brunneus, 2681 nucleotides long. Its product is annotated as zinc finger protein 415. The record is from RefSeq and is a predicted model, not a curated record. Gene Ontology annotation, molecular function: RNA polymerase II cis-regulatory region sequence-specific DNA binding; DNA-binding transcription factor activity. The transcript has 5 exons. Gene Ontology annotation, biological process: regulation of transcription by RNA polymerase II. Bases 37 to 2448 code for a protein of 803 amino acids. Lineage: Eukaryota; Metazoa; Arthropoda; Insecta; Hymenoptera; Formicidae.
GACAUAAAAGAUUUUAUUACAGUCAACAGGCGCAAAAUGUGCGCGCGACUCUUGGCCUGCCCAUUGUGUUCUCAGCCUGGAUUCCUGACACUCGACGCUCUGCGAACUGGGCUUGUGAGUGUAGCGACUCGACCCCUCGUCUGCCCCGUCUGCAACGAAGUGUUGUUAGGGAUAGAUAAACUCACCAUACACCUGUUCGGUCAUACGAUUAAUCUGAACAGCAAUGCUACAAUGGAGUUGUCUAAGCACACAGACGUUGUCCCUCCUGACGAUCGUCUGAUCGCGGUCCACAAUCUGCACAAUGUCGCCCCGCAGAAUUGGAACGCGUUGAAAACGCAGGAGUUAAGCAAGACGCAAGCCUCGUGCGAUAACAGCGCGACUUGCACGGAGUCAUCGGACUCUGGAGCAUCAGCCGCGGGGAACAAGAUCCAUGUUAUGAAUUCCCAAUCUCAAGCGCGGAGUCGAGAUCUGCUCGGGAAAGGCGCAGCUCAACCGAUCGUAUCGGAUUAUAACUACGACGUGAUCAAGAUAAAUAUCCUGCCGCAGCAGAAUGAAAAUCAGGCUGCAGCGCUCGGACCAACUGUGAACCUGCAAGAGGUGUUGAAGACACACUGCGCCGCGCAAUCCUUUUGCAACAGCGAUAUCAAGGAGCUGAAUGUGCCCGAGGAAAAUGCACAGACGGAGAAGACCGUGAGCGUGUCAGACUUCGCCGACGAUUGGAUGGAAAAGCAGAGGUCUCUGAUCGCGGCAAAGGUGACAGCAACUGUGGAGGCCAACGUCUACCAAGCUGUCGAGUGCGCAGAGUCGAAUCGACGCGUCGCAAAAGAGCGACCGAUGAUGAAUUUAAUGAGCAAAGAAAACGACCUUUCCGACUUCCGAUCGAUCGAGGAUGCAGUGCCGAUUUGUUGCGUGGACGCGUCGCUCCAACAACGGCACGACGACAAGCAGAGCCCUCGCGAUGCGAACGAGACGAACGCUGAAGAUCAAGAUCACAGCUCAAAGGAGCAGAGGAGGAUAGCGCAAACGUGCGCCAAGAUUCUCCAAAGCGCCACGCCGAAGGAGAGGACGGAACGAUGCGACAUAUGCGGCUUCCACUUUCCCGACGUGAAUAUCUUGGCACUGCAUCAGCAGCUGGUGCACGAGCAGGAGUCGGAGAACGUCUCGAGGAAAGUUCUGAAAAAUUAUUCGUGUCACCUGUGUUCUAAGGUAUUCAAGAUGAGGGGCAGUUUAAUGGUGCACAUGAGAGUCGUGCAUAUCGGCCACAAUUUAGGUUCUCUACCUAAAGACGGCCAAAUGGAAUUAGCACACGGAGAUGUCGGGUACAACUGCCCCACGUGCGGAAAGAGAUUCAAGAAAGAGCAACACGUGAUGCAGCAUCUGAAAACACACGAGGGCAAGCAGUGGGAGUGCGACGUCUGCAGCAAGAUGUUCACGACCAAAUACUUCCUGAAGAAGCACAAACGGCUGCACUCCGGCGAGAUGCCGUACAAGUGUAAGAUCUGCGACAAGAACUUCACCUUCCAGCAGUCAUAUCACAAGCACCGGCUCUACCACAAGGACGACAAGCCUCACACCUGCGCGACCUGCGGCAGAUCGUUCAAGGAGCUCUCCACGUUGCACAACCACGAGAGAAUUCACACCGGCGAGAAACCGUUCGCGUGUGAAACAUGCGGAAAGUGUUUCCGCCAGCGUGUUUCGUAUUUAGUCCAUCGUCGAAUUCACACGGGAGUGAUGCCUUAUAAGUGCACAUUGUGUGGCAAAAGCUUCCGAUACAAGGUGAGUCAGAGAACACACAAAUGUCCCGUGCAGGGAAAUCCGCAGCAAUCGUCGGACACGAUUGCACAGAAGACCAAUGAUGAAACGGUCAAGCUGCAGGCGAGCAACAUCUCUCAAUCAGAGGGCCAAUCGAUCGUGAAUACUGUUGACAAGGAAGAAAACAAGUUUGUACUGAUAAUAAAUGCGCAAGGACAACAUGUCUUGGCACUGCAGUCAGAGGUGAACAAUAUGCCUCUGGAGAAGGAGGAACAAAACCUGGAAUUUGAAAGUGCUGAUAACACCAAAAAUUCAAAGAACAAAACGUGGAGCACCAAUAAUCCUGAUUCUGUCAAACUCAAGGAAUCUUCAGGAACACUAGAGAAGACAGAAUUAGGCAACGAGAAGAUUAACAUGAAGAAUGAUUUCCUUUCACUAAUGAUGUCACGGCUUGAGAACAGCGUGUCCUCCUCCACCUUUGAAAUGGAGCACCUGAGAGUGUCCUCACCCAAGCAGAAAGAAAAUUUGAUGGACUCCUAUGCAGACUUUGCACAGAUCUCUGAUAAUGCACAGAUGAAUCUCGUGGAUUCAAGUAUGGAGCAGAACCUUACUCGUGACAAGAACGUUGCAGAUUCCUUGCAGACCAUAAAUGUGGAAUCCCUGAAGGAAUUGCUGUAUAGUAUCGAUGAAAAAUGAGGCGAAUAUCUGACGUUUAAUGCGACAGUACAAACUAACGUUAUGUCAACAUUGUCUAUCGAUCGUAGAUAUAUAUAUAAAGAGAGAGGAGUGAUAUUUAUUCUAAUUGUAAAAUACAUACGAACACACACGCAUCUGCACCAUUAUUGUGAUUUUGAUUGUAAUUACUGUAAUUAAUCGUCUUUGUACAUUAACGCGUGUAAAUCGACUAAUAGAAAUAGCGAGAUCACUUA